Messenger RNA from Pistacia vera, 1974 nucleotides. Its product is annotated as zinc finger BED domain-containing protein RICESLEEPER 1-like. Gene Ontology annotation, molecular function: protein dimerization activity; DNA binding. The transcript has 3 exons. The record is from RefSeq and is a predicted model, not a curated record. Lineage: Eukaryota; Viridiplantae; Streptophyta; Magnoliopsida; Sapindales; Anacardiaceae. The coding region runs from base 1 to 1974 and encodes 657 amino acids.
AUGGUGAUGAAUCCAAAUAUAGAGAACACAUCAAGUGCUAAAAGAAGAAAGUUGAAAUCAAAGGUUUGGGAGGAUUUCACAAAGUAUGAAGAUAAAAAUGGGAAGGAAUUGGCUAAAUGUAAACACUGUAAGAAAGACUUUGUAGGUUCAAGUAAGAGUGGAACCACACAUCUAAAAAAUCAUUUAAAAAGUUGCCAAGGUUCGAGAAAUCCAGGUGGAGUUGUAGAUAAAGAAAAAGAGAAAAGUUUGAUUGAUCCAGCAUUGAAUGGCUCUGAACUGGUGCAAAAGAUUAUUAAGUGCGGAUUAAAUGCCAUAAAGGAUGAUAUACUUGAUGUUUACAAACAAGAGAAGGAUAAGCUUCAUAGAUAUUUACAUAAACUCCCAUCUCGUUUUAAUGUAACAAUUGAGAGGCAGUUUGGCUUAUGGUUCCUGACAAGCUGGUUUAUCGAUGAUAAUUGGGAAUUGAAAAGGAUAAUUAGUUUACUGGGAAGAUACGAAGAUGAAGUUGUCUAUGAAAUUGUGAGGUCUUGGCUUGUGGAUUGGAACAUGGACAAAAAGUUAUGCUCUAUGGCAAGAGGUGAACUUUUUAAUGUAUUUGAAAAUGAGGAAGUUAUUAAGAAUAUUAACAAUUGGUUCAAUGAACGAGGAUCACUUCCUUUCAUUGGGAAUUUUCGGUCGUUUUCUCUUUUAUUGGAUAAAUUUGGUCAUAUUAUCAGUCUAGGUGCGUUGGAUAGAAUUUCGGGAAAUUAUAUUUUAUGUAAACAGUCGGAGCUUCUUAGAUACGUCAGGAUCUCAUCAAAUGUAAAUAAGUUUCAAUCUGCAAUAAGCAAUGCUCAGUCCAUGGGCAAAACAGUAAUUUCCGAAAGUGUUCCUCCAUUUGGGUGCUUGAUUGACGAUGCGUUUGAGUGGGUAAUGAAUUCUAAAGAAGCAUUUUGUGAAUUGGAGCAUAUAGAUCCUGAUUUCAAGUCCAUAAAUUUUACAAAAGAAGAAUGGGAUGAUGCAACUUUACUGUACAACAGUUGGAAAGUGUUAAAAGAUUUGAGAGAUGAUCUUUGGAACUCCUUAGAACCUAAACAAACUGCAAAUGUGUAUUUCCCAAUGGUUUAUCACAUAUUUUUCAAAUUGCUUCAGUUGGGAAAAAGUGAAAAUCUUUACUAUUGCCAGGUCGCAUCACAAUUUUUGAGUUAUUUUGAUCAAUGUUGGGGCAAUUCUAACUUGAUUUUAGUAAUUGUAGUAAUUUUGGAUCCACGAUUCAAAAUGAAUAUUGUAGAACAUUUUUACGAAGAGAUUUAUGGUAAUCAAGUAGACACACCCUUUAAGAAAAUCAUUGAUGGUGUUAGAAAUAUUUACAAUAAAUAUGCAGAGGGCACAAACAAUUCUAAAUCAUCAUCCUCUUCGUACCAUGUUGAUAGUAAUUCUUUAGGUACUCCAUCGAAAAGGGUAGACAUCAUGGGGAGAUCAUUUGCAUUUUCUCAUCAUGUUAAUGAUAUUGCUACACCAAAAUCAGAACUUGACCGCUAUUUGAGAGAUUCUAAUUGUCCAUCAAGUGAAGGGUUUAAUUUACUAGAAUGGUGGCGUGUCAAUUCUACAACUUAUCCAACACUAGCUAAGAUUACACGUGAUUUCUUAUCAAUACCUUUCUAUCCUAUGUUUGAUUUAGAUUAUUCAUUGUCACAUGAAAUUGAUGAUAUUUAUGAUUGUUGUUAUCUUGAUGAUGACCUCAAACAGAUAAGAGAUGGAGCCAUUGCCAGAGAAAGUGGUAGAGUCAGGAAUUCAAUUGAGAUAAGCUAUGUUCAAGAACAACAUUCGUGUUGCUCUGCAAGUAGAAUCAGAAACAAAGCAAAACUUGUGUUGUCUCUGAAGCUUCAGAUUGGAAUGUUUACUGCUAUUGGAACAGUUAGAGAUAAACAAUCAGAAUCAGAACAACAAGUUGUUCACUACAAGCUACCUAGCUGCAGCCUUCACCAAGUGUAG